AUGAGCGCACUCAUCCAGUUGCGUGAUUCAACGGGUGGAUUCAUACAAGCUCGCGCUUUACUUGACACCUGUGCAACAGCUAAUUUCAUUACUGAAAAUUUGUCUAGCAAAUUAAAAUUGCCAAUGCAAAACUGUUCUAUUCCGAUCGGGGCUGUUAAUGGAAUGCAAACCUUUUCAAAACAUGUCGUUCAAAUAAGUUGUAAAUCUUUAAAUAAUAAAUUUCAAAGAUCAUUAUCAUUUUUAACUGUUAACGAAAUUGCAGAGCUGAGUCCAAAUGAAAUCUUUCCACGUAAUAAAAUAGACAUACCUAAAAAGAUAAUACUUGCUGAUCCGGAAUUUCAUAUACCAAGACCCGUAGAUGUCCUUAUCGGAUGGGUUGUAGCGGGAGGAGUCAUUGACGACAAAAAUAUACUUUCUGUAACUUGUCAACUAACUGAUCUGUCGAGUCAAUUAACAAAAUUCUGGACUAUUGAAGACGUAAGUUCUAGUGAUUCCCGAUCUAUUGAGGAUUCUACAUGUGAGACUUAUUAUCAAAACACUACUAUUCGCGAUACAGACGGUCGAUAUAUAGUAAAACUACCCUUUCGCGCAGACGAUGUCGAGUUCGGGAAUUCCAAACAAAAGGCUCUAAAUAGAUUUCUGUCUUUACAGAAGAGAUUAAAUUCAGACUCAUCAUUAAAAUCCGAAUACAAUAAAGUCAUGAAUGAAUACAUCAAUCUUGGCCACAUGGUACACGUACCGGAUGAUAGUGGACCAGGGUAUUACAUGCCCCAUCAUCCGAUAAUAAAAACAUCAAGCACUACCACUAAGAUACGCGUUGUAUUUGAUGCUUCAGCUAAAACCGAUAAAGGUAUCUCCUUGAAUGAAGUCUUACUAACAGGGCCUACUAUACAAGAUAAUCUUUUCACCAUUCUCUUACGUUUUCGCACUUUUGUCUAUGCUAUGACUUCUGAUAUCGCUCAAAUGUAUCGACAAAUUUGCAUACAUCCGGAUCAUCAUAAAUUUCAACGAAUCCUUUAUUAUCAUAAUGACAAAAUUAGUACCUUUGAACUUAAACGAGUUACAUUUGGGGUUUCUGCAGCUCCAUUUCUAGCUAUACGCACUGUAAAUCAACUUGCUGAUGACGAAUCUCAUAAUUUUCCUUGCGAAAGGGUGGAUUUGAACUCAGACAAUGGGCUUCGAAUCACCGACACGCACUGGAUAAUUUCGAUCAAAGAACCUUAG
Cotesia glomerata is the source of this 1224-nucleotide messenger RNA. RefSeq lists its product as uncharacterized. The coding region runs from base 1 to 1224 and encodes 407 amino acids. The record is from RefSeq and is a predicted model, not a curated record. Lineage: Eukaryota; Metazoa; Arthropoda; Insecta; Hymenoptera; Braconidae. The transcript is spliced from 3 exons.